Camelina sativa (false flax) is the source of this 931-nucleotide messenger RNA. Its product is annotated as large ribosomal subunit protein eL20z. The record is from RefSeq and is a predicted model, not a curated record. NCBI's taxonomy places the organism in Eukaryota, Viridiplantae, Streptophyta, Magnoliopsida, Brassicales, Brassicaceae.
CAAAAAAAAAGGAAAAAAAGACUUAAUUUUUCUUCCGCUCUCUACGCAUUUGGCACGCUGACGACGAAGUUGAACAAGCAGCAGAACCAGCAGAAGAAGACGAAGCACGACGACUCUCUCUCUCUCUCUCUCUCUCUCUCUCUCUCUGUCUCUUUUGAUACGUGAUUCAUCUGCCCUCUUCUCUCUUUCAAUCAAUCUCCUCGAGACAAUUUUAAAGAUCGAGCUUUUGACAUUCAUCAACGCUCGUCUACUUAUGGGGGAAACUGUUAAAGAGAGUGGAGAUGCAAGUUCAGAGCUGGUAAAAUCCAUUGGUGAUAAGCAUGCCAGUCUCGUCAGACCAGCUGCUAAAUAUUACUCUGCUCUUAAAGAUGCUAUGGUUUGUGGGAAAGGAAGAUAUACACUUGUAAAAGAUGUGGACGAGGUAGAAAGUGGAGCUUAUUAUGACAAACCUCUUCCUUGCUUUGGUUGUGGCAUCGGAUGGUUCUCCUUUCUCCUGGGGUUUUUGUUCCCUUUCUUGUGGUACUAUGCGACAUUUCUGUACUUCGGAAACUACUACCGCAAGGAUCCUAGAGAAAGAGCUGGCCUUGCUGCUUCCGCAAUCACUGCGAUGGGAUUCUCCCUCUUGCUACUGGUGAUUCUUGUUUUCAGGUGGUUCUAAUGGGUUCUUUACUUAAACCGUCGUCAUCAUAUACCAUAGUCUUGAGAUAUAUAUAUAUAUAUAUAUAUAUAUAAUGAAAGCCCCAUACUGGCCAAAGGAAUAUAGAGGAGGGACUUAGAUACGUGUGUCUGUACAUUCUCAUAUAAUACAGAUAUUAUAUACCUCAUCUUUAUACUCAAGCUCUGUAUCAUUUUCUUCUCGCAAUAUACAAUUGUGUACAAAAAGAAAAGAGAAAAAAAUAAAUAAAUGAGCAAAUGAUUGUUUCUUUCUUGA